Messenger RNA from Frankliniella occidentalis (western flower thrips), 1970 nucleotides. RefSeq lists its product as uncharacterized. Bases 131 to 1564 code for a protein of 477 amino acids. Gene Ontology annotation, molecular function: structural constituent of chitin-based larval cuticle. The record is from RefSeq and is a predicted model, not a curated record. The transcript is spliced from 3 exons. Lineage: Eukaryota; Metazoa; Arthropoda; Insecta; Thysanoptera; Thripidae. Gene Ontology annotation, cellular component: chitin-based extracellular matrix.
CAAAAACAACAGCAUCAGUCAAGAAGAAGAAUAUCCGCGAGGUAUAAAAGGCGCUGGAUGAGCAAAUGGCCUCAGUCCGAAUCCGACACUUCUUCUGGCGAGUACUGGAUAUCCAGCAGCGCUAGACAAAAUGAAGUCCUUCAUCGUCCUCUCCUGCGUCCUGGCCGUGGCCGUGGCCUCCUACGUGCCCGCCGACACCCCCGAGGUUGCCGCCGCCAAGGCCCAGCACUUCGCCGCCCACCAGCAGGCCACCGCCCGCAACUGGGCCAGCGACGUGGUCGUCAACAACCAGUGGGCCGCCGCCGCCCCCGCCUGGAACUCCGUGUGGGCUGCCCGCGCCGGCAACUGGUACGCGCCCUCAUGGCAGCGCUACUACAACCCCGCCCAGAUCUCCGUCGUCAACGGCCACGUCCAGGACACCCCUGAGGUCGCCGCCGAGAAGGCCAAGCACUUCGCCCUGGUGAACGAGGCCCGCGCCCGCAACGGCGCCGGUGUCUACGUGAGCGCCGAGGAUGACGGUCAGUGGUACGACGAUGUGCACGGUGUCCCUGUUGUCAAGAGCUGGGUCGCCCAGCCUGCCGCCGUGUCCCAUGGCUACGUCGCCGCCGCCGCCCCCGUCGUCAGGAGCUACGUCACCCCCAACUUCGUCGCCGCCCGCCACGUGCAGCCCGCCCACGUCGUCGUCGCCAACGGCCACGUCCAGGACACCCCCGAGGUUGCCGCCGAGAAGGCCAAGCACUACGCCAUCUACGCCCAGACCGCCGCUCGCGACGCCGCCGCCGGCAGCACCGAGUGGGCCGACAACGCUGAGAACUGGAAGUCCUGGGGCCCCAGCGCCGCCAUCUCCACCUACGCCGCCGUCGCUCCCGUCGUCUCCAACGUGUACCCCACCUGGACCGGCCAGCCCGCCAACAUUGUCGUCGCCAACGGACACGUCCAGGACACCGCUGAGGUCGUCGCCGAGAAGGCCAAGCACUUCGCCCUGGUGGCCGAGGCUCAGGCCCGCAACGCUGGUGCUGGCGGUGAAUGGUCCGAAGUCGUCGCCCCCGUCGUCAGCCACGUCGCCCCCGCUGUCGUGAGCCGCGUUGCCCCCGUCGUCAGCCACGUUGCCCCCGUUGCCCCCCUCGCCGCCGUCGCCGACGUCCACUCCCAGUACCACGCCCAGGACGAGGCUGGCCAGUACAGCUACGGUUACAACGGCGGUCUCUCCACCAAGAACGAGGAGAAGACCGUUGACGGCGUGACCCGCGGCGCCUUCUCCUACGUCGACUCCAACGGCGUGGUCCAGUCCCGCAGCUACGUCGCCGACGCCCUCGGCUUCCGCGUCGCCGCCACCGACCUGCCCGAGGGCCCCGCCCCCGUGGCCGCCGGUCCUCUGGUCUCCGCCGCCCCCAUCGCCACCGAGGCCUACUACGCCGGCCCCGUCGCCGCCCAGGUCCCCGCCCAGGUCAUCGUCAAGCCCGACGGCACCCUCGAGGACACCCCCGAGGUGGCCGCCGCCAAGGCCCAGCACUUCCACGCCCACCAGCAGGAGCACGCCCGCCUCGCCGGUGGCGCCUGGUAAACUCGAACGAAACCCGACAGAACCACGCCAAACCAGAGGACUCAAGUUACCAAACGCGAGAGGAGAGGGGAGAGCAGUCUCUCCCCGCCGUACAAAAACUAGACUGUGAUCAAGAUAAAGGGGGCCUCCGGUGAGUCGUGUUAGACUUCGGACCCUGAAGACGACGCGCGAGAUGGCCCCCAGUUAUCUGCAGACUGAAAGUGAGGGAAACGACGAAAUGUAGAGACGACGAUAAAGGACUUUAGUUUUUAUAAUUAUAGUAAUUAUAAUGAUUAUAAUGUUUUCUUUUGGUUCCAAACGCCAUUCUAUUGGAACCAGCACAACUGGUGAGGAUUUUUAAUCAAACCCCCACUCGUUAUUUGACGCACUCAUUACGGACAAAAUAAAUAUAUUUGUAUAAAAUUUA